Diorhabda sublineata is the source of this 868-nucleotide messenger RNA. RefSeq names its product bis(5'-nucleosyl)-tetraphosphatase [asymmetrical] (gene Apf). Lineage: Eukaryota; Metazoa; Arthropoda; Insecta; Coleoptera; Chrysomelidae. The record is from RefSeq and is a predicted model, not a curated record. The transcript has a single exon. Gene Ontology annotation, biological process: ATP biosynthetic process; AMP biosynthetic process. Gene Ontology annotation, molecular function: bis(5'-nucleosyl)-tetraphosphatase (asymmetrical) activity. The coding region runs from base 54 to 593 and encodes 179 amino acids.
UGGAAUGUAAACAAUUUGACAUUGACAAGACAAAGGUUCAUAACAUUAAUUUAAUGUAUAAUGAAAUUACUGACGACCCGUUACGAGAAUAUGUUUUGAAAAUAAUUCAGUUAGAUAAAAACCACUUAUCCCAGUUAACGAGUGUUUACAGUAUGGGGAAAAAAGUUGCGGCAGGAUUUGUGAUAUUCAGAUUAUCUAAAACAAUAGAAUAUCUACUUCUCCAAACGUCGUAUGGAAUAAAUCACUGGACACCUCCAAAAGGUCAUGUCGAUCCAGGUGAAACGGAUGUAAUGGUAACAGCAUUUAGAGAAACUCUCGAAGAAUCCGGAUUACAUGAGGAAGAUCUGGAGAUAUAUAAGGAUUGCAAAAAAAUAUUGAAUUACCAAGUUAAUGGAAAACCCAAAGAAGUUCAUUACUUUUUAGCAAAACUUGUGAAUCCUAAAGCGGAAAUAAAGUUGUCUAAUGAACAUCAAGAUUUUAAAUGGCUAGAAAUUGGUGAGGCUUGUCGCAUUGUGGGAUACGAAGAUAUGCAAUUGACUCUUAAAGAAUUUAAUGAGUAUAUUAUCAAAACAAACAAUAAUUUAAGUAAAUAAAUAAAAUUUAUCUAUAUGUUACAACAUAUAUGAUUACUACUGUUUUUAAGAGAAUUAAUUUGAAAAAUUCCAAUAUUUUGGUACAACAGUGAAGUGAAAAAUUUAUUAUUUUGAGUAAGGUAAGGCAUUAAAACACACUGAAUUCCAAAUAUUAUUCAACAAUGAAAUGUGUAAAAAUAUAUUUUUUAUAGUUAAAAAUACUAUUGAGCCCUUGAAAACUUUUCGAAAAUAAUUAUGAUUUUAUAAGCGUUAUUAUGAAUAAACCAAAUAAUGAA